CCCCUUCACCCCUCUGUUUCCGUUGCCGUGGCGUCCAGCCGUUGCAUCUGCCCCGCGACAAAACCGGCGUGCCGCGACCUGCCAUACUCCAUCGUCAACCGCUACAUGAGCAUCACCUCGGAGCGCUCCGUGCCCUCGGACAUCUUCCAGAUCCAGGCCACCAGCCUGUCGUCAGGCGCCUACAACACCUUCCGCAUCCGCUCCGGGGACGACAACUCCGACUUCUACAUCAGGCAAAUCAACAACAUCAGCGCCAUGCUGGUGCUGGCGCGCGCCGUCACGGGCCCCAAGGAGUACACCCUGGACCUGGAGAUGCUGUCCGUCAACCCGCUGCUCAGCUACCAGACCAGCUCCGUCCUGCGGCUCUCCGUCUACGUGGGGCCCCACACCUUCUAGAGGGAGGGGGGGGCCGAGCUGGAGGACUCCCCCAGCCCUCCGCCCACUCCCUCCCACUCCCUCCCGUCCCUCAUGGUAGUGUGGGGUGGUGGUGGUGGUGGUGGUGGUGGUGGUGAAGGAGGUGGGAAGAAGAACGGAAAGGCAGAAAUAAACGAUGAACGAUGAUGAUGAUGAUGAUGAUGAUGAUAAAGAUGGCGAGAUGUGGAACAUGGAGCAGGUUUACAGAGCAGGCCGGUUUUGGGAGGACCAGCUGAUGAAGAGGUUCUACGUCCUCCGUGUUUUUUCCAGCGGCGCCUGGUUCUCGUGGUGGAACACACCCGCAGCCUUUACGUAACCGUUGUCUGACCCACAGCGCAAACUGGUAGGAAACAUGAAGAAGGUGUAAUGGCGUUCCCCCGUCCACGUCGGGUAACAGCUAGCUCCGCCGCGAACCUCUUGUUCGCUAAUUGUAGUUUUGUCUAUUUCUUAUCUUCCCCUAUCUCUGAGGAUAUACGUUUUAUUUCUUGUCACUGUUUUAUUGCUGUUGUAUCAUUUGUUUUUGAGGUUAAUACUGUGCAUCCGUCUGAAAACAUUGUUCUGUGGUUUAAUACACGUAAUAGCAAAACACAUUUUUCCUCUUUUUUUGUGUGAGCAAAAAUGUGUGAAGUUAGGGGUCGACCCUAACGUUGUCUCAUCCAUAAACACUUUUGUAUGCCUGUCAGCCACCUAUCGGUUAUCACCUCUCAUUUAUUACGCACACUGCUUCAUCCGACAGUCAAACUUGAAGUUAAAGUUGAUCUUUGUGAAGAUAGACGCGAGACAAUAACCACUCUGAUCAGAAGCCCGCAUACCGUCCCGUUCCACAUCAACACGAGGCACUCCGAGUGUCAUUCAUGUUGAUGUGCUUUUUUUUUUUUUCAAAGAUUUGAACCAAAUUAAAACAGUAUACAUUUCCACA
Gadus macrocephalus (Pacific cod) is the source of this 1333-nucleotide messenger RNA. RefSeq names its product EGF containing fibulin extracellular matrix protein 2a (gene efemp2a). The coding region runs from base 106 to 396 and encodes 96 amino acids. The record is from RefSeq and is a predicted model, not a curated record. The transcript has 2 exons. NCBI's taxonomy places the organism in Eukaryota, Metazoa, Chordata, Actinopteri, Gadiformes, Gadidae.